Harpegnathos saltator (Jerdon's jumping ant) is the source of this 1201-nucleotide messenger RNA. It is a transcript of the gene Dic1, whose product is annotated as Dicarboxylate carrier 1. The transcript is spliced from 7 exons. Gene Ontology annotation, biological process: transmembrane transport. The coding region runs from base 1 to 894 and encodes 297 amino acids. The record is from RefSeq and is a predicted model, not a curated record. NCBI's taxonomy places the organism in Eukaryota, Metazoa, Arthropoda, Insecta, Hymenoptera, Formicidae.
AUGACAAUGACGAUGACUGACAAAAGCAAGAAAUUAUCACGUUGGUACUUUGGUGGUGUUUCUUCUGCAGCUGCUGCAUGUGUAACACAUCCACUAGAUUUACUUAAGGUUCACCUACAAACUCAACAAGAAGGGAAAAUAUCAAUUGCACGUUCGACUGUAGGAAUAAUUAAAAAACAAGGAAUAUUAGCUUUAUACAAUGGACUUAGUGCUUCUUUACUUCGCCAACUUACAUAUUCUACAAUAAGAUUUGGAGCAUAUGAGGUCGGCAAACAGACGCUUGAAACACCUGGCCAUCCAUUACCCUUUUAUCAAAAGUUACUAUUAGCAGGAGUUUCUGGUGCUACAGGUGGUGUUUUUGGAACUCCUAGCGAUGUAAUUAAUGUACGUAUGCAGAAUGAUAUCAAGUUAGCGCCAGAACUAAGAAGAAACUAUAAACAUGCUUUGGACGGACUGUUGCGUGUAAUUCAACAAGAAGGACUUCGUCAUUUAUUUAAUGGAUGUUCCACCGCGACUAUAAGAGCAUCGCUGAUGACUAUUGGACAAUUGAGCUUUUACGAUCAAAUAAAAAUGACGUUGUUACAGAGUGGAUAUUUUCAAGAUAAUCCUUCGACUCAUGUUUUAUCUAGUGUAUCAGCUGGUGCUAUUGCAACAACACUUACGCAACCUUUAGACGUCCUGAAGACACGAGCAAUGAAUGCUAAGCCUGGUGAAUUUAAAAGUCUGAUUGAAAUCUUCCUGUAUACUGCCAAAUUAGGACCUCUUGCUUUCUUCAAAGGCUAUGUACCUGCAUUUAUUCGGUUAGCGCCGCAAACUAUUCUUACAUUUGUAUUUCUUGAACAACUUAGAUCGAAUUUUGGAUUUUAUCCACAAACUACAAAACAGUCGUUAUAAAUUUGAAACUGACGUUGAAAAAUUUUAGUUCUUAACAUCAAUUUGUCAAAGAUAUCGAAACAGAUCUGUUUUAUGACAAUUCAUACAGGGUACAAGUUGAUACAAAUGCCAUACUUUAUUAUAUAUAUGACAAGUACAUUGCUUAUAUUGCUAUUAUUAUAGACAGGUGAUUACUGCUUAUAUUAUGUAAACUAUUGUCUAAACACAAAACAUUCCGUACAAAUAUUUAUUAAUUGUUUACGAAUAAUUUAAACUCUAUUGUGUUAGUGCCAAGAAUUUAUAGUUACAUAAUAUAUAUAUAGUAUUA